GCAGCGGGCUGGCGGGGGGGUGGGAUUCCGUCUCCGAGUGUGACAACUGGAUUCUGCGUCUCCGAGCCCCUGCUGGACUUACUCAAGGACAGGACGUCAUCGGCCAAAAUGAGCAACGGCAUCAUCCUGGGCUUUAAUGACGAAACAUGGAUCUUCUCAUCUGGGAGGAUCAUCCCCGUCAUAGCAGAUGGAUGUCUGGAGGAGCCUUUGUGUCUUUACCCUCCCAGUCUGCAGGGCCUCCAGGCGCUGGUGCCCGGCAUGCUGCGCCUCGAGGUGGAGAUCGCCCUGGAGAAGCUGGACCUCAUAUGGGACCGUACGUUCGCCUGGGAAAUGUUCUUGGACAUGAUGAGACGUCAAAUAUGGAACUCUCUGCCCAACGCCGAGCUGCCGCAACACGUCACUGACGCCACUCGGGCUGUCCUGGUCGACUGGCUCGUUCAAGUCCAUGUGAGUGAGAUGAUGCAGUUCCAGGAGGAGACCCUCUAUCUGGCAAUUCACCUCCUCGACCGGGCUCUCCGCCAACUCAGAGUGACCACGGCCAAGCUGCAGCUCGUCGCCGUAGUCUGCCUCUUCCUGGCUGCUAAGAAAGAGGAGUGCCUCCUACCUGAGGUUUCUGGACUGUGCUACUUAAUGGACCACGCCUACACCAAGCAACAGCUGCUCCGCAUGGAGAGAAAAGUCCUCAUUGGGCUGAAGUUUAACUUGUCCUUCUGUCCCCCUUUGCAUUUCCUACUGCUGCUCGCCUCCGUCGCCCGCUGCAGUGCUCAGAUGGUGUGGAUGUCUCGCUACCUGCUAGAGUUGUCUCUCCUGGAGGGUCAGUGUGCGGCCUUUCUGCCCUUGCAGUUGGCGGCGGCGGCGCUUUGCCUGGCCCGCAAAGUCCUGCAAGAGCCCCUGACCCCGGAGGGCGAGGCCGCCUGGUGUCUCGCCUCCGGCAUCUACGCCGGCAGUGUUUGCAGCGAGACGGUCCUGCUGAGGAUAAAGAAAAUUCUGGCCGGCGCCGCGGCCAGGGCGCACACCCGAGACACCCGCGCUACUUUUCUCAAAUUCUCCUCCCCGGAAACCAUGCACGUCAGCAGACACCCCGGUCUUAAUCGAGCUUCUGCUCUACUGGGCGUGUGCGCACUUGACUGACGCUUGUCUUCAUGCUACACAAAAGUUACGCUGAACUCUUCGGACCUACCUGGGGAGGGACAAAAAGGGUGAAUGUGAUUACAAACAUUACUACUGUCUUGUUUGUACUGAUUUUAUGAUUUAAUAUUGCAGCUCAUGUGGAUAAUUUUUUUUUUUUUUGGUGUGUGGUGAGUGCUGUAAUAACUUUUAAUGUAAAAAAAAAAA
This is a messenger RNA of Syngnathoides biaculeatus (alligator pipefish), 1335 nucleotides long. RefSeq names its product cyclin P (gene ccnp). Gene Ontology annotation, molecular function: cyclin-dependent protein serine/threonine kinase regulator activity. The transcript has 8 exons. Gene Ontology annotation, biological process: mitotic cell cycle phase transition; regulation of cyclin-dependent protein serine/threonine kinase activity. Lineage: Eukaryota; Metazoa; Chordata; Actinopteri; Syngnathiformes; Syngnathidae. The record is from RefSeq and is a predicted model, not a curated record. The coding region runs from base 109 to 1131 and encodes 340 amino acids. Gene Ontology annotation, cellular component: centrosome; cyclin-dependent protein kinase holoenzyme complex; nucleus.